CCCUUGAUAUUGCAAGUGGCAUAGCGCUCCCAGCGGGGCUUCCUAACAAGUCCUCAUCCCUCGACAUCGCCCACUUUGCUACCUUGGCGCCAGACCACUUGAUCUAACGGCGCCGUUCCUGCCGAGUUGUACAACUCUCUUCAACUCUUACUACAGAGCCGCACCGCAGUUUGUUCCUGAGAUGUCGGAACAGUCAACUUCUGCUCCCUACCCGACUGUCGCAGUCUUCGACGUUGACCGCCGGUCAUCGUAUCCAGACGACAUGAGCACCACCAGCAGCACCGGCUCCGUCAGCGACCAGGACGGCCCCAAGGGCGGCGACCCCACCAUGCGCCCGCGCCUGGGAAGCAGAAAGUCCAGCGGCACCAUCAUAAUACCGCGCGACAGUCCCCACGUCGAGCUCAAGGAGGAGGAGUACGACGACGGCGAUGCCAGGACCAUGAGCCCUCGACGAAGCAGCGAGGAGAUUGAGAAGAUGGGCCAGGACGCUCGUCAGGCCUUGAUAGAGCAAGCCAAGCAACUCCAAGCAAGCCUUAUGGAGAUCGUCGACCGUGUAGAGGUUGUCAAGUCAGAACACGAGAAGCUUGAGGGCGGCAACAAGUUCCUGCAAUCAUACAUCGGCGAGCUCAUGCAAACCAGCAAGCUCACCUCCUCUGGUGCUGGCAAAGCUACCAAAGUCAAGGGCAAAGGACGAAUUAUCAAAUAACAGCCAGCGCUCCCAGCCCCUAGGUUACUUGCCUGCAACGAUGGCUGGGGUCGCAGAGCAUACCAAAUCGGCUUUCCACCAGGACCUCAUCGCAUCAUCGACGCGACACGCC
This is a messenger RNA of Didymella exigua CBS 183.55, 818 nucleotides long. RefSeq lists its product as uncharacterized. Gene Ontology annotation, cellular component: trans-Golgi network. The transcript has 3 exons. Bases 182 to 706 code for a protein of 174 amino acids. The record is from RefSeq and is a predicted model, not a curated record. NCBI's taxonomy places the organism in Eukaryota, Fungi, Ascomycota, Dothideomycetes, Pleosporales, Didymellaceae.